AUGGGGGUCGCAUCUGUCUGGGCCUCCAGCCUUCUGGUGCUGAGACUGUUGCUCCUAGUGACUGGGGAUCAGGACACACAGGAUACCACUACCAUGGAAAAGGGGCUUCACAUGCUGAAGUCAGGGUCGGGACCCAUCCGUGCUGCCCUGGCAGAGUUGGUAGCCCUACCCUGCCUCUUUACCUGGAAGCCACUGCUAGGCACCCUUCGAGACAUUCCUCGGAUCAAGUGGACCAAGGUUCGGACUGCAUCAGGCCAGCGACAGGAUUUGCCCAUUUUGGUGGCCAAGGACAAUGUGGUGCGUGUGGCCAAGGACUGGCAGGGACGGGUGUCAUUGCCUGCUUACCCCCGGCACAGAACUAACGCUACCCUUCUGUUGGGGCCGCUUCGGGCCAGCGACUCUGGGCUGUAUCGCUGCCAAGUAGUGAGAGGUAUUGAGGAUGAGCAGGAUCUGGCAACCCUGGAGGUGACAGGAGUCGUGUUCCACUACCGGGCUGCCCGGGACCGCUAUGCGCUGACCUUCACUGAGGCCCAGGAGGCCUGCCGCCUAAGCUCUGCCACCAUCGCCGCCCCAAGGCACCUGCAGGCUGCCUUCGAAGAUGGCUUUGACAACUGCGACGCGGGCUGGCUCUCAGACCGCACGGUUCGGUAUCCAAUCACUCAGUCGCGUCCUGGUUGCUAUGGUGACCGCAGCAGUCAGCCAGGGGUUCGGAGCUAUGGGAGACGUGACCCACAGGAACUCUACGAUGUCUACUGCUUUGCCCGAGAGCUAGGGGGCGAGGUCUUCUACGUGGGCCCCGCCCGCCGACUGACCCUGGCAGGUGCGCGGGCACAAUGCCAGCGGCAGGGUGCGGCGCUAGCCUCGGUGGGGCAGUUGCACUUGGCCUGGCAUGAGGGCCUGGACCAGUGUGACCCCGGAUGGCUGGCAGACGGCAGCGUGCGCUACCCGAUCCAGACGCCGCGCCGGCGUUGUGGGGGCCCAGCCCCGGGUGUGCGCACUGUAUACCGCUUUGCCAACCGCACUGGCUUUCCUGCGCCUGGAGCACGCUUUGACGCCUACUGCUUCCGAGCUCAUCACCUUACCCCACAACACAGAGACCCAGAGAUCCCCUCUUCUGGAGAUGAGGGGGAGAUUGUGUCAGCGGAGGGGCCCCCAGCCCAAGAACUAGAGCCCAGUCUGAGGGAGGAGGAGAAGGCAGCACCCGACCUCCAGGAGCCUCUCAUGUCCAGUGGAGAAGAUGAAGCCCUGGACUCGACAUGGACACAAGAGCCUCGGAAGACCCUUGGCCCUACCCCAGGGGGUCCCACACUGGCUUCAUGGCUGCUUGCAGGUGCCACAAGCUCCACAGGUGUCCCCAGCCCCAGCAGCAUGGCCGUGGAUAUGGCAGAGACAACACUCUCAGGCACACAGGUGACCUCCACCUCCAUGGCGAAGAGGGGCCGCUUCAAAGGGUUAAAUGGUCGACACUUCCAGCAACAGGGCCCAACAGGCCAACUGCUUGGAACAGCAGAGGCCAGUGCCCAACUUUCUACUCUGGAAUUUACUGCUGGUCCCCUGGGGCCUUCUGUAUCCAAGGAAGUCUCAGAGAGUGACCAGAGCCAUGGUCACAGUCCCUGGGCCAUUCUGACCAAUGAAGUAGAUGUGCCAGGGGCAGGUUCCCUUGGCAGCAGGAGUCCGCCAGAGUCCUGGAUGUGGUCCCCGUCUUCAAUCUCACCUACUGUCAGGAGCACUGAGAAUGGCCCUGGCCUGAAGCCAAGGACAGCUGAAGCCCCCAGUGUGAAAUCAACCACCCACCACCUGCCCUGGUCUCCCUCGGGGCCCUCUCUCCCUUCCUCCAGUCCUGCAGAGGCCCCAACUGUUGCCUUCCCUGAGGCACCCCCUGAUGGCACCUCUCCAGACUUCCCCUUUGUAGCCAUGCUUCGUGCCCCCAAAUUGUGGCUACUGCCACACUCCACAUUUGUCCCCAUUGUGACCCCCAUUCUGCCCUCCCCAGCUUCCCCACAGGAUAGGGGUGACACCACUGCCAGGCCUGUCAGCCUUGGAGCUGAAAACCUCGAAAUGCUGUCUCAGACCACCAGGGAUGCCCCAGUUGAAGCCAACCACAAAUCCCCUGCUGCAGAUUCUAGAGAAAUCGGGGGGAUCAGCUCCAUCCAGGCUCCCAAGCACCCCAUCUCUGGCCAGUGGGUGUCCUUGAACUCUAGUAAUGUGACUACCAAUCCUGUAUCCUCUGAUGCUGGCAUCCUGGGGACUGAGUCUGAGGUCUUGGACAUAUCAAGGAGUCCCACAUCUAGUGGACAGGCCACUGUAGGCAAGGUGCUGGCCACCUGGCUACCACUGUCCAGCCAAGAACUGGACUCACUGUUGGGAGACCAUGGAGUCACCGUGAGCAUGGAACCUACAGUGGCUUUGGCAGGAGGCACCACCAAGGGCCCUCUAAAGGCCAUCAUGGAACUGGUCCCUAGAGGUGCUGAUGCCACUUGGGGGUCUGAACCCAAAAGUUCCUUUUCUAGCACCCAUGUGGCUGUGAGUUCAAGUAUGAACCAAGGGACCAUAACUGGGGCCCAAGAUAUGCCCACAGAGGCCUCCACAAGCUCCGAAGGUCACCCAGAGCUGCAGGACCAGACAGUAGCCCAGGGGUCACCAGGGCCUCCUAGCAGUCCGCCUUCUCUUCUGUGGUCAUCCCUGACCUCCAACACGGAUGAAGCGGCCUUGGUCUCCUCAGGGGAACCCACUGGGAUGUGGGACACCCCCAGCACCCUAACACCUGUGUCCUUGGGCUUGAAAGAAUCAGAUCUGAAUGUUGUGGCCAAGAGUCCAGGAUUGGAGGACUUCUGGGAAGAGGUGGCCAGCGGGCAGGAGGACUCUACAGAUCCCUGUGAGAACAACCCUUGCCUGCACGGGGGCACCUGUCGAACCAACGGCACCAUGUACGGCUGUAGUUGUGAUCAGGGCUAUGCCGGGGAGAACUGUGAAAUUGACAUUGACGACUGCUUGUGCAGCCCCUGCGAGAAUGGAGGCACCUGCAUUGAUGGGGUGAAUGGCUUCACCUGCCUCUGCCUCCCCAGCUAUGGGGGCAGCCUAUGCGAGAAGGAUACAGAGGGCUGUGACCGUGGCUGGCACAAAUUCCAGGGUCACUGCUACAGGUACUUUGCCCAUCGGCGUGCCUGGGAGGAUGCAGAGAGAGACUGCAGACGCCGGGCUGGCCACCUGACAAGUGUCCACUCACCAGAAGAGCACAAGUUCAUUAACGGUUUUGGCCAUGAGAACUCGUGGAUCGGUCUGAAUGACAGGACAGUGGAGAGGGACUUCCAGUGGACAGACAACACAGGACUGCAAUAUGAGAACUGGAGGGAGAAUCAGCCAGACAACUUCUUCGCGGGUGGAGAGGACUGUGUGGUGAUGGUGGCACACGAGAGUGGGCGCUGGAAUGAUGUCCCCUGCAACUACAACCUCCCCUAUGUCUGCAAGAAGGGCACAGUGCUCUGUGGUCCCCCUCCAGCAGUGGAGAACGCCUCUCUUGUCGGUGUGCGCAAAGCCAAGUACAGUGUUCACGCCACGGUGCGGUACCAGUGUGACGAAGGGUUCUCCCAGCAUCACAUAGCCACUAUCCGCUGCCGGAGCAAUGGAAAGUGGGACCGGCCCCAGAUUGUCUGCACCAAACCCAGGCGAUCACAUCGGAUGCGUAGACACCACCACCGCCAGCACCGACAUCACAAUCCCCGCAAGGAGCACAGAAAACACAAAAGACACCCAGCGGAAAACUGGGAGAAGGACGAGGGGGAUUUCUGCUGAAAACCCAGGCUAAGCAAGCACACACUCCCACACCUCUUCCAGAGCAUUCUCCUGGGAAGCCAGAACCCAGACACCCACGGAAGAGAGGGUGGGAACACCCCUGAGACCCACACCCCUGCAGUCCUCUGUACAAAGCUCAGAUCCCCCCUUCCUUCCCUCCUGAGGUCCUCCUGGGAGUGACCAGGGUGGUCAGGCUGAGCCUCUAGGAGUAUCUCCCAGUCACAGGAGAGGGGAUCCUGGAGACUGGCUGCUAAACUUCCAAGAGGGGGCAAUGGUAUGUCUGUGUGUGUGUUCUGGGAGUAGCUUUCACACCAGAGAUUCAGGCUUAGUAAACGGUGAACCAUCCUAAAUCCAGGGUGAAGCUUUGACUCAAGGUCACUGGAUUUGAAAGUGAGGCUCAGAAGACCACAGUGCAAACAUGGCCUGUUCUAUCUUCACCUGGGAUUGACCCCAAGGGCGGUCUUUGAUCUGUGUGGCUUUCUUUCUUCUUCCUUCCCCCAACCCUCCAUCUCCCCCAUCCCCAUAGACUAGCCUGGCCUUGAACUCACUGUUGCAGCCAAGGAUGAUUCUCUUGCUAUGCACCACCAUGCCCGCCCGGUUCAUUUGGUGCUGCAGACGGGACCCAGGGCCUCAUGAGUACAGCAAGUGCUCUCUUUACUAACUAAGCCCUGGUCUUUGGUCUUGGUGCAUAAUCUAGUGUGGACCUCUGUGUGCUGAAGUUUAGUGAUGUCUCUUAGAGCCACUGGCCUCCUCAGCUUCUGGGGGGAGAUUACUCAGAGCAGUAGGGAGGGGCAGUAUAUUGCUGGCCUCCCUCCAGGUCAAGUGGGGUGCUGAGCCACAGUGCUUUUGUUUUGAGACAGGGCUUCACUGUGCAGCCCUGGCUAGCCUGGAAAUUGCUAUGUAGACCAGGCUGGCCUGGAACUCAGCGAUUUGCCUGCCUCUGCUUUCUGGGAUUACCGUGCCUGGCCUUCUCUUGUUUAUUGACAUAGGAUCUCAUUCUAUAACCCAGGCUGGAUUUCAGCCCACAGCAAUCCUUUCUCAGGCAUCUGAGUGCUGGGAUGACAGACAUACACUGUCGUGUGGUGGUUUCAUGGGUUUGUGAUGACAAUCUCUCACACCCAUGUGUAUAGAAAUGUGGUCUGGCUGCCACUGCCUUCCUCGCCUUCCAUCUCUCAGGGAGACAGAUAACCUCCUGCCUGGACCAAACCCUUUCUGCAGACCUCAGUAAAUCCCCUGCCUUAGGCCCUACCCCUGCCCUGCCGCCUCCUAUCCCCACACCUUGUCAGGGGGCUCCUUGUGGUCCCGUUGUAGAGAGGAGUGGUGUUAGGUGUUAGAAGUGACACACACACACACACAUUCGUCUCACACUUGUAAGAUGUGAUAGAGCCCACUUAUACUCCCUCUUCCCAUUUGCACCUCAGAAAAGACUUCCCCAAGCCAGGGGUGGGGUUCAUCACCCAGAGGGGCCAGAGAUUGUCUCCACUUUCAGGCCCUCCAGUCUGGGUUUAAAACCUGUGAAUUUGUGUUAAAACCACCGCGUGGAGCUUGACCACAGCUCAGCCGAUAAAGAUGCUAGCAGAAUAAGCCUAAAGAAGCAGUUUAAUCUCUGCAACCCAUGUUUCAGAAAAGAAAAGCCAGGUGGAGUGACAUGAAUCAAUCUGUAAUCCCAGUAUUCGUAUUGUGAGAGGCGGGCAGAGACAGCAAGUUUGUGAGCCAGCUGGCCUGGAGGGUGUAGCAUGGCAGAAACAAGUGGAAGGCCAGAGCCAGCUCCUAAAGGUCAUGUGACCUUCACAUGCAACGCGAGCAAGCACAAGCCCCCACCCGUACAAACCCAGCACCACACACACUGCACAAGCACAAAGUAAGUAAGAUUUUCAAAAUGUGUGGGACCUGGUCUGGAAGGGCAGGGGCAAGUGCUUAGCCAGACCUGCACAAGGUCCUGGGUUCCUUCCCCAGCUCUUCCUAAGCAAGUGUAUGUAUGGCCUACUCAAUGGAUCAAUAUGAAUGGAACUGUGUUUACUGAGCCUUCAUCCCUCAUGGAGGGUAAUGAGAGCCUGGGGCAGUUACUGAGUAAAAGUCACCCAAGUCGUUGUAUCAUUGCCCUCGAUUCCUCUCGGCAGCCUAGGUGGCCCUUGGUCUCCCUUUUUACACAUGAAGGUAGUGAGGUUUCAAUACUAGAGGAAGGAUUUUGUUCUGUGCAUUGUAAUUAGUGUAAAGUUGCUUUGCUUUUUAAACAGGGCCUCAUGUAUCCCAGGUUGGCCUGGAUGUACUGUGCAGCUAAGGAUGACCUUAAAUUCCUGAUUUUCCUGCCUCAGUUUCCCAAGUGCUGGAAUGAUAGGUGUGCACCACUAUAGUUGGUAUAUACAGUACUAGGAAUGGAACCCAGAGUUUUGUGCAUACUACCUAAGCUGCAGGCACUACACCCACUGAGCUGCAAGCACUGCACCCACUGAGCUGCAAGUACUCUACCCACUGAGCUGCAAGCACUCUAUCCACUGAGCUGCA
Molecule: messenger RNA, 6297 nt
Organism: Alexandromys fortis (reed vole)
Lineage: Eukaryota; Metazoa; Chordata; Mammalia; Rodentia; Cricetidae
Gene: Ncan
Product: neurocan
Exons: 14
Coding region: 1-3792 (1263 amino acids)
Biological process (GO): positive regulation of neuroblast proliferation; skeletal system development; cell adhesion
Cellular component (GO): synapse; perineuronal net
Molecular function (GO): calcium ion binding; hyaluronic acid binding
Source: RefSeq, a predicted model, not a curated record